Messenger RNA from Tachyglossus aculeatus (Australian echidna), 2823 nucleotides. RefSeq names its product UTP25 small subunit processor component (gene UTP25). Gene Ontology annotation, cellular component: nucleolus; small-subunit processome. Gene Ontology annotation, biological process: maturation of SSU-rRNA from tricistronic rRNA transcript (SSU-rRNA, 5.8S rRNA, LSU-rRNA). Lineage: Eukaryota; Metazoa; Chordata; Mammalia; Monotremata; Tachyglossidae. Bases 42 to 2342 code for a protein of 766 amino acids. Gene Ontology annotation, molecular function: rRNA binding; U3 snoRNA binding. The transcript is spliced from 12 exons. The record is from RefSeq and is a predicted model, not a curated record.
CGCCGGGCCGCCCUUCUCCGGGCAGCGAGGCCGGGGCCGCCAUGGGCAAGCGGCGGGGCCGCAGCCUGCAGCUCGUCAGCGGCCUGAGCAAGAAGCAGAAGAAGCACUUGAGGGAUUUCGGAGAGGAGCAUCCUUUCCAUGACAGAGUUUCUGGAAAGCAAGAAAAACCUCAGCUCUGCAAAUUGCCCGAGUGUUCAGAUCACUCAAGUUCAGAAAGUGAUGCAGAAAGUGAAUCGGAACAAGUCUCGGGGUACCACAAGCUACUAGCAACUCUAAAGAAUGUCCCUGAGGAGGAAGACGAGGAAGAAGAUGAUGAUGACGAGGAGGAGGAAGAAGAAGAGGAAAGUGUUCUAGAGGAAGAAGCAGAAGCGAACAAUGAAGGAGACCUGGGGGAUGGUGACAUGGAAGAGGAGGAUCCUGAGGAGCAGGACCAGGAAGACGCAAAUGUUGGAUCAGAGGCCCUAUCUGGCCCCGAGGAAGAGGAUGAGGGAGAUCCACAAUCCGAAGCUGAGGAGGACUUCACGGAUGUGAAACAUGAGUCUGCGUUCAAUCUGGAAACCAAUUUCAUGGAAGAGAAGAAUGAGGAUCGUAAUAAAAGUGAAAAAGAAAGUGGUUCCUCCCUGCAGCCCGCAGAAGACCCAUUCCUACAGCACUUCAACCGAGACCUGUUGGAAAAAGAAGUUCAGUCCAUGCUGACCAACCCCAAAUGCACGGACCAGCUGAAGUGGCAGACCAUGGGCCAGCUUUUCUUCUCAUCCACAUUUCGGAAAGUGGAAACCUUUAAACCCCCGAAGGAAGUCGACGUGAAAGCGCUCACUCUCCAGAAGCCUCUGGAAACCACCUGGCCCCCAACAAACCGCCAGUUCCUCUCAGCGGCUGGCAAGCAGAGGGGCUUCUUCACUCCUCUGCAGAAGGAGCUCUUCUGCCUCAUGAACUCAUACCGGGACGUAUUUUACCCUGAAAGGACGGCAUUAGAAAAUGGGGAAGAGAUCAGACACGUGUACUGCCUGCACGUGCUGAAUCACGUCCUCAAGGCGAACUCGCAAGUGCUCAGCAAUAAUAGCAAACGGCGAGAUCAGAAAUCUGGAGCUGAUAGCGAUGACUUCAGGGACCAGGGACUCACUAGGCCAAAGGUGCUGAUUGUAGUACCUUUCCGGGAAGCUGCUCUGCGGGUGGUGCACCUUCUAAUCAGCUUGCUCGAAGCUGGAAGCAAGAAAAAGAUCGACGUGAGCAACAAAAAGCGAUUUAAGGGGGAAUUUGGAUCCGAUCCAAAGGAGAGACCGCCCAACCUGAAGAGGCCUGAGGAUUAUGAAGCUGUGUUUGCUGGCAAUAUUGAUGACCACUUCAGGAUAGGAGUGGCGAUCCUUCGGAAAGGCAUCCGACUGUAUGCGCCAUUCUACUCCUCAGACAUCCUGAUCGCCUCCCCUCUUGGCUUGAGGACCAUUGUUGGAGGAGAGGGGGAGAAGAAGCGGGACUUUGAUUUCUUGUCUUCCUUAGAGAUCCUCAUCAUCGAUCAAGCAGACAUUUACCUCAUGCAGAACUGGGAGCAUGUCCUACAUUUGAUGAACCACGUGAACCUGUUGCCCCUGGAGUCCCAUGGGGUGGAUUUCUCCAGAGUGCGCAUGUGGAGCCUGAAUAACUGGUCCAAGUACUACCGGCAGACCUUGCUGUUUGGGGCCCUGCAGGAUCCCCAGGUCAACUCUAUCUUCAACAAGUACUGUGUCAACUACAGGGGGCAGGUAGCAGUGAGGAAUGCUCCGGUGACUGGCUCCAUCAGCCAUGUCUUAGUGCAGCUUCCUCAUGUGUUCCAGAGGUUGGAAGUGGAAAGCCUCCUGUCAGUCAUGGAUGCCAGGUUUCACUUCUUUGUGGAUAAGGUUCUGCCUCAGUACCGGGAUGCUGUCAUGUCCCAUACGCUCAUCUACAUUCCCUCCUACUUUGACUUUGUGCGUCUCCGGAAUUAUUUCAAAAAGGAGGAGCUGAGCUUCACUCAGAUCUGUGAAUAUUCCAAGCGAUCGGACAUUUCCAGGGCAAGACACUUCUUCCUGAAGGGAGAGAAGCAGUUUCUGCUCUUCACGGAACGCUUCCAUUUUUAUAAAAGGUAUACAAUCAAGGGCAUCAGGAAUCUGAUUUUCUACGAACUGCCGACCUAUCCCCAUUUCUACAGUGAGGUGUGUAACAUGCUGAAGGCCAUGAGCGGAAGCGAUGAGGCCACGUGGACCUGCACUGCUCUCUACUCCAAAUUUGAUGCGCAGAAAUUGGCUGCUGUGGUUGGUGUGGACCGGGGGGCACAAAUGCUCCACUCCAAGAAGAAUGUCCAUCUCUUCAUUACUGGAGAAAAAUGAGUGACGUGGUUGUGUGUGUGGACUGGGUGGGUAUUUGCCUCUGCCAGCUGUAGGACUAGUAACUACUUUUGGACUGGGAACUUUGUGGCUCUGGAAUGAUAAUGUUGGGGCAGUAUCCCGGAAGACAUUGGGCGUGGCCCUUUCCAAUCAGGAAUAAGCCGCAAAUCACCUUUACUGUCUUUUGUUAUGUUUUAUUCAUUCAUGCUGCACUUGUUGUCUAUAGUCUUUUGUGCCGGAAGAACUACCAUUUGCACCAGCCCGAUGGACGUAGAGGCAGGGCAGUCUAGUGAAAAGCAUCUGGUACUGAGAGACUGAGGACUUGGGUUUUAAUCCUGACUCUGCCACUGACAAGUUUGUGACCUUUGAGCACGUCACGUAAUUUGUAAAAUUGUAUGGGGAUAAUACCCUGGGACUGCCCACUGUUGGACAGGGAUGGGUCCAUCCUGAUUAGCUUGUACCUGGUCCAAUGCUUAGUGCAAUG